Molecule: messenger RNA, 1561 nt
Organism: Truncatella angustata
Lineage: Eukaryota; Fungi; Ascomycota; Sordariomycetes; Amphisphaeriales; Sporocadaceae
Product: alcohol dehydrogenase
Exons: 3
Coding region: 106-1293 (395 amino acids)
Molecular function (GO): zinc ion binding; oxidoreductase activity
Source: RefSeq, a predicted model, not a curated record
CGGAAUGUCGCUUUUGGCAUCUUCACGUCAGAGAAACGAUUCUAUGUGAACGUUAUUGUGCUUUCCCACCCUACAUCAGGCGCACCCUAAGCGAGUAUACGCAUCAUGUCCGGCGCCGCCCAGUCUCAAGCCCUGGUAUCACGUGGCCCUUUUUCGGAUGGAAAAUGGGCGAUAGAGCCGGUGAAGCUGCGCGAAGUCGGCGAUGAUGAGGUGCUUGUUGAGAUUGUUGCUUCGGGAAUCUGUCAUACCGACUUACACUGUGGCAACACUCCCGACGACAAGGGCGUGCCGGCAGUUUUCUACCCCAGAGUAUUAGGCCACGAAGGCUCCGGAUAUGUCAAAAAAGCUGGCUCUGCGGUCAGCUCUGUCAAGGAAGGGGAUGCUGUGCUGUUAUCAUUCUCGUAUUGUGGAGAAUGCCAUGUUUGCAAAACGGGACCUCCUUCUCACUGUACAGACUUUUUCAACAUAAAUUUCAUGGGCAACCCUGUCUUCACUUCCCACCAUAUCAGGACCUCGAUGGACUCGUCGGCCGCGGCCAAUCCUGAUAUCGGUGGUUGCUUCUUUGGACAAUCAUCCUUCGCGCGCCACACAAUCGUCUCUUCCAAGUCGGUGGUCAAUGUCUCCUCACUGGACCUCAGUCUUGACGAGCUGCGUCUGCUGGCACCGUUCGGCUGCGGGCUCCAGACCGGUGCCGGCACGGUACAGAACGUCGCCAAGGCAGGUCCGGACGACUGUAUCGCCAUCAUCGGGCUGGGUGGCGUUGGUCUCGCUGCUGUCAUGGCCGCUAAGAACGCCGGAUGUCGUAGAAUCAUCGGGCUCGAUCGUCUGGCCUCGCGCUUGGACCUCGCUCGUGACCUGGGCGCCACAGACGUGGUUGACACGAACAAUAAGCCCAUCGAGGAGAUAGUCAAAGCUGUCAAGGAUGCAUCUGACGGCCUGGGAGCCACCAUAGUCAUUGACACGUCAGCCCAUCCACCGCUGGUUGAUGCUGCCGUCAAGUUCACACGAUACAUGGCCCGGAUUAUCCAGGUCGGUACGGGCAUGCCAGAAUCAUACGUAAUUCUCCAUAUGCAAAGUUUCAUGGUUAGCGGAAAACAGUAUUUCGGCGCUGUCCAAGGACAUAGCCGGACUGCCAAGUAUAUACCAGACCUGAUCCAGUGGUGGCGCGAGGGCAAAUUUCCUGUGGAAAAGCUCAUCAAAUUCUUUGACUUCGAGGAUUUUGAAGGUGCGAUCAAAGGUAUGGGUGACGGAUCGGUUGUCAAGCCAGUCCUCGUCUGGAAAACUGCUACGUAGUUUAUUUGUACAGGUAGACUCGCAAAAGUUAACAUGCGUGUGGUCAAAGGACUUAGAUGGCUUUGACAACAGAAAAUUUCACUAUACACACGGGCUCAAGCGCUGGAAACGCAUACAAAUCAUCAUAACAACGCGGAGACAAGGUUGAAUGCACAAUACACUUCACAAUCAUCGAAGGUUAAGUCGAAGUCAUCUUUUAAUGUACUCUAUUAACAGCCCUUCUUGUCUAUAUGGUAUCCUCGUGGCCAAUACAUGAAAGCUAUCAUCA